Messenger RNA from Telopea speciosissima, 878 nucleotides. Its product is annotated as WAS/WASL-interacting protein family member 3. Bases 1 to 312 code for a protein of 103 amino acids. NCBI's taxonomy places the organism in Eukaryota, Viridiplantae, Streptophyta, Magnoliopsida, Proteales, Proteaceae. The transcript is spliced from 4 exons. The record is from RefSeq and is a predicted model, not a curated record.
AUGGACGCAUCAAAAUCUAGCAGUACCGUGCCGCCUCAAUCUCCGCCUCCGCCUCAGCCUCAGCCUCCGCCUCCGUCUGGGACCUCAUCGCCUCCAUCUUCUCCUCUGCCUAACUCCUCACCGCCUCCCCUUCAUCAGACCGACGCAGACGAAGACGACGAGAACGUCAAGCAACUCAAAGAAUGCUCUGUUCUCUACUUAUCUUUACAGGAAUGCCUUGUUCAGAGCAACAGGAAUUGGAAAUCUUGCCAAUUGGAGGUAAAGGCUUUGAAGGAAUGUCAUGAGAGGAAGCGCAAUAACAAAGAACAGUGAGAAUUGCUGAGAGUCACAAACUGCAGCAAGAAUUAGCUAAAAUUUAGUAAGUGAGAUAACAUUUCUUCAUUCUCAAUUUUGGUGAAUGCUAAGAUCUGAAAUGCUUAUUGGAGAGUCAGGUAAACUACAAGUAGGUUUUGGUGUUUUGGGAUUGUUUCUGGUAUUUUGUAGCUGAGUUCAGUUGUUUUUCUUUUUGGGGUUUGCUUGAGCCUUAUUUGUGAUUUCCCUGCAGUUAUUUCUCUUCUUUUUUUUUUUUUUUUUAAUUUUUAAAUGAGGUGUGUAAAGACCUGGUCAUCUUAUCAUUUACAAAAUAAUGGAGUUCACCUUUAUGAGAAUUCUUUGGCUCAGUGACUGAAGGAUGCACUUUUUGGUUUCUGAGGUUUGGUUUGCUUUGUGGUUGGUUCUUGUUCUCUAAAUCGGUAGGUAAAAAGAAUAUUUGUUUUAGGGAAGGAUCUGAGUUCUAAUUGUUUCAACUAGAUAAAUCUAAUUUGCUCCUUUAAAUUGUUGAGAGCUGUGCACUUAAAAAAAAAUAUAAGUUCCAGUGCUUAUCAUUGAAUCUAAUGACA